GGCAGGGGUCUUGUCCUCUCAAUGGCCACCACAGCACGGCAGCUUCCCACUCCGCGGGCGACAGACGGUGCAUGAAACAACAUCCAUCCGACUUGAUCUGCGGCUUCACCAAAGGGGCUUUGUCCUCGCUCUUUCUACCCACAUACAUUCGUCUCUCUAUGCACAAUAAUUGCUACUAGAUACGUGCCCUUCAGCACGUAACACCAACUCAACCGCCCGCCAUGUCGGAAGAUCGGGAGCGCAGCAAGAUCUCGCUCCGAAGUGGAAAGAGAAAGGGCCGUCCACAGAUCAGCGCACCUCGCCAGAUCUCAGAGCCCAUUCUACAAGAUGGAUCUGGCCCAGUACGGCCUCCCGGCUCAAGACCGAUGGCAGAUGCAGGUCCUCCGCCGGUCCAGCCUCGGCUUCGCCCGCCGCCACAAGCUGGAGGUGGAAAGACCUCGGACUUGGUUAAGCGACGAUACUCGACGCGGUUUAACACCCUGCCGAACGACUUCGACGUGAAUAACCCGCCGGUACCGUCUAUGCCAUCCCUCGACAAGUACGAGUCCCGCCAGCGAAGAGCAGCACAGCCCCCUCCCAGCCGUGGCGGCACAGCACCAGCGCCGAUUGUCGAUAUAAAGGCAUUGCGAGACCCCGGGUUGGUACCAGACCAAUAUGUUGCGACAUUGCUCAGCGAAGCGGACGAAGACCAGAUCCGAGAAUUUGAGGAUAACCUACGCAAUCUCAAGGGCCGGGCCAAUGCAGACUUGCAGCAGAAUGUCAUGCAGAACCGUACCCAGUUCAUCAAGAUUAGCAAAGAGGCCGAGAAGCUCAAGGGCGAGAUGCGAGCGUUGAAGAACCUGAUGACGGACCUCAAGGUGAAUACAACAGCGCUUCGCCAGGCCUCAAACAACGGAAACAAUGAGUCUUCAAGCCUUGGGGGCGAACUCUCGACAGGCCUGAGCAAGAGGGACAAGCGAAGCUCGGUCGCAGACCGAAGCGCCCUUUGGAACUCGCAGAUGCAGGCACUAUACAAGAAUGUCGAGGGUUCCCAAAAGUUCCUGCCCAAUUCUGCCCGGCGCCACGUCAUCCAGAAUGCAGGAGCUUGGAUUGAGCUGGACAACGCCACAUACGAGUCUCGACGAGCGAUGCAGAUAUUCCUACUCAGCGACCAUUUGCUUAUUGCAUCUCGCAAGAAGAGAAAAGCCGAUGUCCCGCCUCGCGAAGCUCAAGGCCCCUUGGUGAAGCUGGUCGCAGAUCGUUGCUGGCCGCUGCUUGAUAUUGAGGUUGUUGACAUGGCCGGGCCCGGCGAUGGCUCAACGACGAGAAACAAAUUGGCAGAUGCUGUCAUGGUCAGAGGCGUCGGCCAGGAAUCUGUCAUCUAUCGAACCGAAAAGCCAGAGGACACGGAGAAGAACAGUCUGCUUCUCAACAUCCGCAAAGCAGUGGAAGAGUUGCGCAAAGAGCGACAGUCAGAACUGGAGGCCAACAACAAGGCCAAGGAGACGAUCAACUACUUUGCGUCCCGUGACCCCGGCCUGCUGCAGAAGACUGAGCUUCUGGAAACAUUGUCUGACAUCAAGGACAUGCUCAUCGACGUUGAUGGAAAGCAGCAAAAUCUACGAUGGGUCGAAAGCCAGAUGGACGAGCUCGAUAUUGACAUUGCCUUACAGAGCUUCGAGCCAGCAGUUGACCGCGUCGAGAAGCUGAAGAAUCUCGCUCGAGGCCUGAAGAACAAUGCGGUGGCGCAGGACUUCAUCAGCUUCAAGGUCGAAGAAAGAUGUGCCAAGUUGGCGGGCAUGAUCAUUCGCGAGCUCGAGACGACACACACGGCGCCUACCAAGAACAAGCGUAACAUUAGUUGGUUGGCCAGGCUUGGCUACGAAGACAGGGCUCGCGAGGCAUAUCUGGUCGCCAGACAUGAUAUUAUCACAAAGCGAUCGAGACAAUGCAUCUUCCAGGGUGAUUUGCACCUGUACAUCUGGGAGCUCUCGUUUGUUUACUUCUCUCUGAUCCGCAACACCGUGAGCUGCUUUCACUCAUGUUUCCCUCCGCCGAUGAUGAGCGCCUGCGUCAAAUGGGCCAAGGAAGAGGUGGAGACUUUCAACGGCAUCCUCGCGCGACAGCUCAGUGGAACAGAGCGCGGCGGAAAGGUCUGGAACGAAUGCAUGGAGCGUGCCCACGAGCACGCAAAGAUGUUGAACGAGGUGCAGCUCGAUUUCCGCACACUGGUCGGACGUGAUUUGGAGCACUCGUCGGGUAUCACUAGCCCCGUUGGUCUCGGGCUAUCGUAGUUGUCAAAGACUGAGUAUACCGAGACCCUGCGACGUCUACAAUAGGCAUGCGCGAGACGGUGUUGACGGGCCUUGAGUAAUGGCAAUGGUAAUGGUAAUGGGCAAUGAAUGGAAGGGCUGAAGAUUGCGGGUUGUGUUUAGUCCGCGGUCAAGCAAAUGAUACCGAGACAUUGAGGACGAAAUGACGGAAGUGCCGCGGCCACUGGCAUGUGCACAGGUAUUUUGGGCCACUUGAGGCUUGUUUGGCCCCUGGCCUGUUUACUUGCGACGACGUUUGUUACCUAAAUAGGGAAAUAAGUAGCCAUAGGAC
Colletotrichum scovillei is the source of this 2583-nucleotide messenger RNA. RefSeq lists its product as uncharacterized. Gene Ontology annotation, biological process: Golgi to plasma membrane transport; intracellular protein localization; exocytosis. The record is from RefSeq and is a predicted model, not a curated record. Gene Ontology annotation, cellular component: exocyst. Lineage: Eukaryota; Fungi; Ascomycota; Sordariomycetes; Glomerellales; Glomerellaceae. The coding region runs from base 222 to 2273 and encodes 683 amino acids. The transcript is spliced from 4 exons.